This is a messenger RNA of Lodderomyces theae, 1749 nucleotides long. RefSeq lists its product as uncharacterized. The record is from RefSeq and is a predicted model, not a curated record. Bases 1 to 1749 code for a protein of 582 amino acids. NCBI's taxonomy places the organism in Eukaryota, Fungi, Ascomycota, Pichiomycetes, Serinales, Debaryomycetaceae. The transcript has a single exon.
AUGUUGAGGUCACUAUCUUUCCGUUUCAAGGCACCAAGACUUCUACUGCACUAUUAUCACACCCCUAGGCGUUGUUUCCAUCCUUCUUGCGUCUCCUACAAGGACGAAAAAGUACUAAAGAACUUGGCAGAUCUGUUUCAGAAGGGCGACAUCGAGCCAGUAGAUGAAAAACACAACAAGAGCAAGUCAAAAAAUGGCAAGAAUUCAAAAGAACAAGAGGGGGAACAAGAUGACGAUGAAGACUCUAGCCAGUCGUCUCUUCUACCGACAAAUCAUAUUGAGGAGUUUGAGAGUUAUUCAGUCAUGAACAAGCAACAGUUUUUGUUUCAAAUGGGAUUAGAUGGCGAUAAACCAUUCAUGUCAUUUCACAAUCCACAUUUUGUGGAUUCCAAACGGAUACUACGCAACUUGCCUGACCAAAUAGAUGUCUUGAAUCCUGAAGAUAUGAAACGCGUUAAUGAGGUUUAUGAUCAACUACAACAGCUAGAUUCAAAUCCAGCAUUGCACGAGAAAUUUCUCAAGCGGUAUUUCUACGAUUAUGAAAACGAUUUGAUGAAGUUGGGUCAAUUUAUGCGGGGAAUAAAUUCGAAAUUCAAAAUGUUGAGACGUAAUGAGAGUGAAAAAUUUAACCCAGAAAGUGUGAUUCAUGAAUACGUCAAUGACAAAAUGAAACAUCCAUAUAAUGUCGUUGGAUUUGAUCGAAGUUUUAUCGGAAUGCCCUUGCGCAAGGAACCACACUUACCCUCAAACAAGCCAGUGUUGCCACGUGAGUUUGUUCAAGACUUACCGGCAUUUGAUUCCAAAAUCACCCUCAAGAAGUUUGAUUUGAACUUUAUGGAAAGGGAUGGGUGUGUGAAUGUUGAUCCUACGUUUGUCACGCCGUUGAAGGAAUUGUAUGAUUAUGAAAAUAAAAACUAUUCCGGUGGUGGAAUCUAUUCCCCAUCCACUUCCAAAACAGCAACAGCUCAACGAGCAACACAUGCAUAUUUGACUAGUAAAUUAGGUCUCCCCAGGUUCAAUAUUCAAAUUGGAGACACUGAGGAUUACAAUCGAUUGAAGUUGAAUAACCACCAAAUUACCAAUCGCAUCGAACAAGAAAUUCGCGUAAUGAAGAAGUCUUUGUUGGAGGAAAUUAAGACGACAGUUGAAAGUUCAAAUGCCCAUUUAAUGAGCAGUGAUACCCACAAUGACUACAUCAAGUCUAACCAGUACAUUCUUUGUGCCGUAAAGGAGGAAUUGCGAGGAACAGUUUACAUUUGGAAGAGUUUCAGUAUACUUCCCGUAUAUUUCAUGCUUCCAUUGACGAAAAAACGCGAACGACAUUUGAUCAAUCAUUUAUUCAAGCUCUUUCUCAUCAAUAUCGAAGACAAGAUUGAUAUUUUGUUCAAGAUCAAAUACGAUCGAGCUAGAGAUACUCAGAAAUUUAUGAAGAAUGUGAUUAAGAAUAUUGGCCAUACUAUAAAAUUCAGAUUAUGGAGGUAUUUCAAAACCACAAAGAACUCACUCAAUGCAUCCUCGGCAGCGGCAACUAUAUCUUCAUCGAUCCAACUACCUUUGUUAAAGACAAAUUUCAAGCAUAAACAAGCUGUGGUUUAUUCACCGUAUAAGAAGUCGCCAUUUAAGCGGAUUUAUUGGGUGCUGAGGAAGCCAAGGGGUAUUGCUGCUGCUUCCCGUCAACAUCGUCAGCAAUUGCGCAAGUCAUCGUCUAGUGUGGAUUAUGCUGUUAUCGGGGAAGACUUGCUAGAGUAA